Molecule: messenger RNA, 1369 nt
Organism: Ruditapes philippinarum (Manila clam)
Lineage: Eukaryota; Metazoa; Mollusca; Bivalvia; Venerida; Veneridae
Product: sodium/iodide cotransporter-like
Exons: 12
Biological process (GO): transmembrane transport; sodium ion transport
Cellular component (GO): membrane
Molecular function (GO): symporter activity
Source: RefSeq, a predicted model, not a curated record
CAAGUUAGUAAAUAAGCUAGCUCUUAGGUUACGAGUGUUUAUCAAUUUAUUUGCUUGUGAAUCUGGUUGAAGAAUGAAGCGGUUAGAAUUUCACGUGGCGGACUACGUUGUUAUGCUAUUUUUCUUAGCAAUAUCUUCUGCAAUAGGUAUUUAUUAUGGCUUUUUUAAAAAACAAAGGACUACAGAGGAAUAUAUUCUUGGUAACAGACAAAUACAUCUUGUUCCUGUUGCUCUGUCUUUGGCAGUUACCUUCCAAUCUGCAUCAUCUAUCAUUGGACUACCAAGUGAAGUAUAUUUAUAUAACAUUAUGGUGUUCUAUAUAACAUUUGGAAUUUCACUGGCGAAUAUCGUGCAGGCAUUUGUCAUUGUACCGUUGAUACAUCCGUUAAGAUUGACCAGCGCUUAUGAGUAUCUAUUGCGCCGUUUCAAGUCUAGAGGGGUCCAGCUGCUUGGCAUGACCAUGGGUAUGCUGCAAACGCUUCUUUAUGUUAGUGUUGUGCUGUAUUCUCCAGCUCUAGCACUUGAAGCAGUUGCAGGGAUUCCAAUCUGGUUAUCGGUGGUAUUAAUAGGAUGUAUAGGAACUGUUUAUACAUCCAUUGGUGGUAUGCGAACAGUGAUAUGGACGGACGUUUUCCAGUUUGUGAUGCUGUAUGGCGGUAUAACUGUCAUACUCGUGCUUGGCGUGUCUAAGAUAGGGAGUUUCUCGAAUGUGUAUGAGCUGUCAUUGAAAGGCGAUCGCCUGAAAUUUGAUGAGAUUAAUCCCGACCCUCGGAUCCGUCAUUCUGUGUGGGGAUGUGUUAUAGGUGGUAUGUUUAAUUGGCUGCCUAACUGUUGUAACCAAUCUGCAAUACAAAGGAUAUCCUCUGUACAAACAAAGAAGCAUGCUCGAAUUGCUACACUACUGAACAUUCCGCUUGAUUUUAUAUUUACAUCUAUCCUGAUUCUGACUGGACUUGUUUUGUACGCCUACUUUGUUACACAAGCUUGCGAUCCGUUGGAAAGUGACAAAAUAUCAAAUCCAAAUCAGUUGAUGAUAUAUUUCGUCGCGAAUGUAUUUAGUGGGGUUCCAGGACUUGCUGGCAUAUUUCUUGCUACAUUAUUCAGUGGAGCUCUAAGCUCCCUAUCUUCUGGUAUAAACUCUAUGGCUACCAACACUUUUCAAGAUAUUCUGGGAAAUGCUUUAAAAGACGGAUGGCAAAGCAAAAAGACGUUAAUUUUGAAACUAUUGUCGUUGGUAUAUGGAAUACUGGCUGUGAUCUUGGCAUAUCUAUCUAAAUAUUUAACAGGACCAGUUACACAGGUACGACUAGGAUCACAAUUAAUAAAUAAUAUGAAGGAGUUUCCUUCAUCUUGCCAGUGUAUACAUAAG